AUGAGGCAGGACAACGUGCCCCCCUUCACCAGGCCAGACGGAUCCAUGGCCACGAGCAGUGAGGACAAGGCUGCUCUCCUGGCUGAGCUCUUUGCACGAAAAAUGCAAGUAGAUGACCCCUACCGCCCCCCACCCAUCCUCCCCCGGGAGUCUGACCACACCAUCACGUCGGUCUCGGUCACCGCGGCACAGGUGGAGAAAGUACUCCGGGAUGUUGAUGCGGGGAAAGCCACAGGCCCUGAUAACAUCAUCCCCAGGGUGCUAAGGAAUUGUGCCAAGGAGCUGUCCGAGCCUCUCGCCAACAUCUUUAGUGCCUGCCUCGAGGAGAAGUGGCCAGCCGCCUGGAAGGAAGUUAAUGUGGUUCCUGUCCACAAAAAAAGACUCCAGGACUGA
Messenger RNA from Eriocheir sinensis (Chinese mitten crab), 393 nucleotides. RefSeq lists its product as uncharacterized. The transcript has a single exon. The record is from RefSeq and is a predicted model, not a curated record. Bases 1 to 393 code for a protein of 130 amino acids. NCBI's taxonomy places the organism in Eukaryota, Metazoa, Arthropoda, Malacostraca, Decapoda, Varunidae.